UCGUAUAUAGGGUCGUCCAGUUGCCAGUUGAUAUUUUUGAAGAGCUACAUCGCAUACGCUUGAAGGCAUGUCGACGCAUUUCCUGCAACAUCAGACUUCGGGUCCUCACGAGGAUGCCGUCUGGCAACUGACUUGGACGAAUAAGAACGAGGUCGUUUCCGCUUCGGCUGAUGGAGGUGUUCGAGUUUGGUCACCAAUCAACCCCGCCAAGCCUACUGUCCACCUAAGAGCCCACCGCCUGGGUAUCUCAUCUCUUUCGGUCGACUCAUCCGGUAUCAGAGCGUUGUCGACUUCUAUCGAGGGGAAUGUAGUCUUGAGCGAUCUAGGAGUUGAAGGCGGGAAGAUUCUAGGGAGGAAGGAGACUUUCGGGGAAGAAGGGGAAGACGGUAGCGUCAUCUCCUCUUUCUCCCUAGCCCUCCACCCUUCUUCGUCUCACUGGGCAUCAACCGGCCAGUCUGCCAAAAUCGGUUUCUACACUCUUCCCGCUCACCUCCGAGCUGGUGCCAGUGCGAGUGAGGCUGAGAACGAAAACUUAGCCGAGGAAGGCGGAGACGGAUUGGGCUCGCUGGAAAAGGUCGUAGAGACCGGCAAGAGCAAGUUUGGGAUGUGCUUGAAAUACAGCCCAGAUGGAAGAUCCCUAGCUUUGUCGACGGAAUCCGGGCAGAUCAUGAUCCUGGACACCGAAUCGAGGCAGGUCGUCGCUACCCAUACGUCGCAUGCGAUGUGUGUGAGGACAUUGAGCUGGAGCGGAGAUAGUCAGUACUUGUUCUCCGGAUCUGACGACCGACGGAUUGUUCUGCACGACGUCCGAGCCGGAUCUGCCGGUUCGUCCGGCAGGGGAAGCGCUGCGGUGGCUGAAAUGAAGGGACAUUCGAGCUGGGUUUUGAGCUUGGGAGCUAGUCCGGAUGGGAGAGGCUUGGUCUCUGGUGGCGCUGACUCGACCCUCCGACUAUGGGACGUUGCCCAACGCGCCUGUCUCUCGACAACCCAGACGGGGAGUCAAGUAUGGGCAGUCGAUUGGCAGCCUAUCCAGGCGGAUCAGACGAGGGUGGGUAAGGAUUUCGUGUGGGGAGGCGAGGAGGCGAGGGUCAAUUGGAUGAGUAGCGCUGGCAGUGGGAAUUAAGAGUGGUUCAGGGUGGAAGGGCAAGACCACGUGGGGAGUUUUAUAGGUGGGUAUUCAACCCGAUGGAAGUCAGGGCAUUCAAAACGCGGGACGUCUGGCAAGAAAUUAUGCAAUAAUUUCAGAUGUCGCCUCGGAGCUAUCCUCGAAAAUCGAUUCCAGGUCGGCGUGCAGACAGAACACCCUUGUCGGCGAUCUACUAGGCUCGGCGUUCUGGCUGGCCUGUUCCGUCCGCUCGUCUUUCCGGAUGAGCUGCCAUAUUCAGAAAUCAGCUUCGAAAGUUGAUAGUCAACGGCGAAGCAGGGUCCUCAUGAAUUUCUAGAUCAGUCAUGGAGAGGGCAUGAUUUUACAACAACAUACUAUCGAACAAAAUGAGCUUGGAGAGGC
Filobasidium floriforme is the source of this 1507-nucleotide messenger RNA. Its product is annotated as WD40-repeat-containing domain protein. The coding region runs from base 68 to 1123 and encodes 351 amino acids. Gene Ontology annotation, cellular component: Cdc73/Paf1 complex. NCBI's taxonomy places the organism in Eukaryota, Fungi, Basidiomycota, Tremellomycetes, Filobasidiales, Filobasidiaceae. Gene Ontology annotation, molecular function: protein binding. The transcript is spliced from 8 exons. The record is from RefSeq and is a predicted model, not a curated record.